Messenger RNA from Brassica oleracea var. oleracea, 642 nucleotides. RefSeq names its product sm-like protein LSM8. Gene Ontology annotation, cellular component: U4/U6 x U5 tri-snRNP complex; precatalytic spliceosome; U6 snRNP. Bases 114 to 410 code for a protein of 98 amino acids. The record is from RefSeq and is a predicted model, not a curated record. Gene Ontology annotation, molecular function: RNA binding. Lineage: Eukaryota; Viridiplantae; Streptophyta; Magnoliopsida; Brassicales; Brassicaceae. Gene Ontology annotation, biological process: mRNA splicing, via spliceosome. The transcript is spliced from 6 exons.
CAAAGGCGGGUUUAAUAAUCUAAGAAAACACAAACCCGAGUUUUAAUUAGGGAUUUAACAUUGAGAGGAAAAGGGCUUAGAUUCAGAAGCAGCAAAGGACUUUCAACUGUAGCAUGGCGACAACUACUGGACUUGAGUCUCUUGUCGAUCAGAUUAUUUCGGUGAUUACCAACGAUGGACGCAACAUUGUGGGAGUUCUGAAAGGUUUUGACCAGGCUACUAAUAUAAUCCUGGAUGAAUCUCAUGAACGCGUCUUCUCCACUAAGGAAGGAGUACAACAACAUGUGUUGGGUUUGUACAUUAUCAGAGGCGACAACAUAGGUGUUAUUGGGGAGCUGGACGAGGAGCUUGAUGCUAGCCUGGAUUUUUCGAAACUGAGGGCUCAUCCUUUGAAACCCGUCGUGCAUUGAUUGAAAAAUAGUUAUGACGAGUACUAAACAGAAGAGAAAGAUUGCAAACAGUUUGGAUUAGUUUGUCUUGGAGUUUGUGUGCUUUGUCUAUCCUAAGGUUCUAUGUCAAACGCUUUAGACUUCAUUUGCGAUCCUAGUGAGAGAUAAUUUUUAUCUUCUAAACCAGGUUUCCGUAAUGUUUUUCGGGAGCUUUUUUAUUCCAAUCCUUGAAGGCUGAAGCGAAUACAAAACU